Messenger RNA from Symbiodinium sp. CCMP2592, 2244 nucleotides. The record is from the annotation of a GenBank genome assembly. NCBI's taxonomy places the organism in Eukaryota, Dinophyceae, Suessiales, Symbiodiniaceae.
AUGGUUGUUGCUGUCUCACUCCCAAUCGGCUUCCGUGCUUUGGGUCCGGAGGAGCAUCUUGCAUCUUUCCUGAGCGGAGCCUAUGGGCUUGGACUUUUCGAGCUCCUGCCUAUCGAGCAGACCGAAGGAGAAGAUGGUGGCCUGCAGGACGUUGCGCGCCUGGUGUUCGUAGGCUCUGGAGGCCAGCGCUUGCGAUUUCGUUUGGGCCUGAUCAACGGUGACCCUCCAGAAGAAGGAGUGCCGAUGUGGUCCUUCGAGGUCCGCGCCAGCGCCAAUGCAGGUGCAGCGGUGAUCGAGAGAACUUCAGACUAUCCCGGAUAUGGUGUCUACUUGAAGCUGGAGGUUGCUGGCCUCUACGGAUCCGUCCGGGAAGUGGGCUACAAGUACAACUAUGUGCGGCUGACAUUCCGGCUGCCUCCUGCUGCAACGAUGGCCACCGGAGGCACCCUGAUCGUUUUCGCCCCCUCGGUCUUCUUGCUGGAUGCGACGACCUUCAACCGGGAGAACUUGCCGCCACAAAGUGCCGCAACGGCUGAUAUGGACUCGGAGGACGUCACGCUCAGUUCUGCCUGGCGACUGCUAAACGUGACAUUGAUCUACCCGCUCGUCGUGGGCCGCUUUUACUCCUUCAGCUUCAGCGUCACGAAUCCUGCGACAACAGACGGAACCACCGGCUUGGUCUGGGAGCUGUGGUGCUACGAGCUCGGGGGGCGGGUCGUCGCUGCCAACACAGAGGUGCCCCAGUUUGCUCUGGAAGCCUUCUUCCAGCUUGCGGAAGUUUCUCCCUCCUCUGUGCUGCCCACGCAGAGCCCGAACGAAGUGGAGGUGCAGUUCGUCCUGGGAAGCACGCAGCUCUCAGCCAACACCGGGUCUUUGGUGGUGCAGCUUCCAGAAGGAUUCGCCAUACAGGAAGAUUCUGCCGGAACGUCCCCGUGGUGCCUCCUGGACACGGGCAACUUUUUCAGUCCUGGACAAGAUGAUUCGGGAUUCGCAGUGAAACCUCUGCCGGCUUGUUCUCGUUGCACUUGGCAGUCUUCCUUUGUCACGGUGGAGCUGCUGGAGGCCUUGGAUGUGGACAUCGCCUACCGAUUCUUGUUGCGGCUCUCCAACUCUCUUGACAUCGGAGUGGAGAACAGGUGGCGUGUCUCCACUGAGCUCGCCGGCGACACCUUGCACUUGGCCGAGAGCGUUCCGAACUUUGAUCUGACACCGAUGCCGGACAUCGGACUCUACUCCACAGACGUGCGCGAGGGCUUCGUGCAGUUGGUGCUGAUUCAGUUCCGACUCACCACGCACGUCCUGGGCCUGGCGAAUAUUCAGGUCCGGGGUCCGUUGGAGUUUGCGCUGAGCUGCAGUGAGAAGGGGAUCCCGGCGCCGCGUGGGCUCUUGCCGGCAGACACGGAGUGCUUCCUCAUCGGCCCAACCUUGCAGAUGACUCUCCCGGAUCCUUUGCCCUACGCGCCCUAUCAACUCCAGCUCCAAGCGGGCGAGGUUUACAUUUUCGGCCUCUUCUGCGCGAAUCCGGAGCAGUACAGAGAUUCUGGCACCUUUCAGGUGCGGAUCCGUGGAACAGUCGCGACGGCUUCAGAGCGCUUGCUGGACAUCCAGCCGUAUCUCCUUGCACCAAAGUUGGCGGCUCCUUUGGAUUUUCUAGAGGUCGUCACUGACCAGGUGAACCCGGCCGGGGCUUUGACCACUGUGACCGUGCGUUUUCGCCCACCGCUGGGGGCAAGCGGCAUUGUUCGGGCCGUGCGCUUUGAAGCGCCUCCGGGCUUCGUGCUCGCCACGGGCAUCGGAGGUCCCUGCAUGGGAUUCAGCUCCUCCGUCCUCCAGACCGGGGACACAGUGCUCCCCCCGAGUGCCUGCUCAGGCGCCUCACCUCAGUCUGUGCUGCUGACGAUGCCCGAGGCAUUGCCACUCCUUGGGGCUGACCGGGUGGGCCUCACCUACGUGUUCCAGCUUGGCAUGAUCAGCCCUCUCCAGGAGGUCUUGGUCGACCUCCUGCUGCUUGCUUUGAGCCCCGGGCCGGGUGACGCCCCUCUGUACGCCGCCAGCGUCCCGGGAUUCGCCUCGAACAUUCCCGGCCUUCGGCCUCUGGAACCCGGCCCUCUGCCGGAGGAGCAGCUUGUUCCGCAGCCGGUGGACAACGUUCUCGAGCCCUUCUCCACCGUGCAGCUCGCAUCGCGGGGGAUGCCUUGGAGCGGAAGAUGCUUCUGGCUGCUCCUUCUCGCUCCUUUCACUUAG